Molecule: messenger RNA, 1092 nt
Organism: Angiostrongylus costaricensis
Lineage: Eukaryota; Metazoa; Nematoda; Chromadorea; Rhabditida; Metastrongylidae
Source: the annotation of a GenBank genome assembly
AGGUGCCAUCGAUUCUGGUGCAAUUACUUGGAACUCUCUGAUGAGAAGAUGGUGAAGGAGACGAAGUACUACGACGUUCUUGGCGUUCAACCAAAUGCAACCGAUAGCGAACUCAAAAAAGCGUACAGAAAAUUGGCGCUAAAAUAUCAUCCAGAUAAGAACCCAGAGGGAGGAGAACAAUUCAAGCUUAUAUCACAGGCAUACGAGGUACUAUCUGAUGAAAAGAAGCGACAGAUAUAUGACCAAGGUGGAGAGGAAGCACUUCAAGGAGGAGGUGGUGCUGGUGCGGAGUUCCACAAUCCAUUUGAUGUAUUCGACAUGUUCUUUGGUGGAGGAAAGCGUCAACAGGGUCGUGGAGUUCGACCAACCGUCCAUCAAAUGAAAGUUUCACUUGAGCAGUUGUACAAUGGUUUUUCGAAAAAGUUGAAGGUUACUAGAACGGUCAUUUGUACUGACUGUGAUGGACUUGGUGGACCAGCUGGUUCUGUGAUGAAGUGUCCAGAUUGUAAAGGACGUGGUGUGAUAAUCAAGGUAAUGCAGUUGGCCCCUGGAAUGAUUCAACAGGUCCAGUCUUCUUGCUCUGCUUGUAAAGGCAAUGGUGAAAUGAUUCCGCCAAAGGAUCGCUGCAAAGGGUGCCAAGGCAAUAAAAAGCGAAAGGUUGAAGAAAUUCUGGAGGUUCACGUUGAAAAAGGUAUGAAAGAUGGUGAUAAAAUUAUGUUCGAAGGAAGAGGAGAUGAAGAUCACAACGUUCCACCCGGCGAUAUUGUCAUCAUUCUUGAUGAGAAGGAACACAACACUUUCUUCAGGAAAGAUGAUAAUUUGGUGAUGAACGUUGAUAUAGAGCUAGUUGAAUCACUGUGCGGUUUCUCUCGCGUUAUUAAAACGUUGGAUGACAGGACUCUAUUCUUUAAUGUAUUACCAGGUGAGGUUAUCAAGCAUGCUGAUAUGCGAGUUAUUUAUGGAGAAGGAAUGCCACAUCGGAGAAAUCCUCAAGAAAAGGUUUGCUUAAUCACUUGUCCAAGUUCUUCUUUUAAUAAAUAUAAUCGAUGUCGGUUGCCCAAUCAGGACUGUUGUUCCGAAUAUUUUACGUGA